AUGCGUUCUCUCCAGAUCUUGGCUUCCACUCUUGCUGUCGGCCUCGCGGCCGCGGCGACUCCCUCCUCCUUUACUCCGUCCGUCGAUGCGGAUGUUGGCGUGGUUUUCACCAAAGAUGGGAGCCAUCUAACUCUCACUUCGGGGGCCUUAAUCAACCAGAACUGGACCAUCAACAUUCCCACCUUGUACCUGGAGGACACCACCUCCACUGAUGACGAGUACGUCAUCAUCAUGAUCGACCCAACCAUCAAUGAGGAUGGUGUCUCAACAGCCGCCCUACACUGGUACCAGCCCUACUUAGCCUACUCGUCUGGUGUCUUGGAAAUCAGCAACAAGAGCGCCCCAAACGCGGAGUAUGUCUACCCGACACCGCUGGAAGGACCUGCCCACGAUUACAUCCUGCUGCUGUACAGCCAGCCAGAAGACUACUCCCUGCCCGACUGCCUCGAGAGCUUGCUGCCUGCAACAGAUGCGGCCCGUCUUGGGUUCAACAUUGAUGAGUUCGAGGAAGUAACGGGCUUGGGUACUCCCGUGGCGGCGAAUUGGUUUCAAGUCGUGAACCCAACCCCUGCAACUACCACCUAUGCUAUCACGUCUACUCUCGUUUCCACAUAUGCGUGUGAGGCCACCGCCACGGCUACUUCUAGCUCAUGA
Molecule: messenger RNA, 654 nt
Organism: Aspergillus welwitschiae
Lineage: Eukaryota; Fungi; Ascomycota; Eurotiomycetes; Eurotiales; Aspergillaceae
Product: YbhB/YbcL family Raf kinase inhibitor-like protein
Exons: 2
Coding region: 1-654 (217 amino acids)
Source: RefSeq, a predicted model, not a curated record